Ylistrum balloti is the source of this 1244-nucleotide messenger RNA. RefSeq lists its product as uncharacterized. Bases 5 to 814 code for a protein of 269 amino acids. Gene Ontology annotation, molecular function: protein binding. NCBI's taxonomy places the organism in Eukaryota, Metazoa, Mollusca, Bivalvia, Pectinida, Pectinidae. The transcript is spliced from 2 exons. The record is from RefSeq and is a predicted model, not a curated record.
ACAAAUGAAGAGUGUAUGUAAAAUGGCUGUCUUGCUGGCCCUACUCCUGGGCUUCCUAGACUCUUCGCUAGUAGUGGGACAGAGGGUCAAGGAACCAGAAAUAGGACCUCCAGUGGAAUGCAGCGGAAAUCAUUUCAUGACUGCUGAUGAAAACUGUGUCACCUGUACUGAAUGUCCUCCAGAUUUAAUUGUCAUUAAAUUAUGUGGUCCAAAGAGCGACACUAAAUGUGGACCAUUUGUAGGCUUUUCUUUCCAGGGAUCACAAAGAUCACAGCAUGUGUUGUCUGAAGAUCCUACAUACAAAAAUAAUAAAACACUGCACAAGUAUGACCUUGUGGAAAAAAGUGACAUGGAACACUGGCGUCAGUUGGCCUUCUCCCUGAUUGGAGUGUUAUGUUUACUGGUUGUCGUAGCUACGGUCAUUGUUUUUGUGACCUAUGCCAGAUUUCUCAAGUAUCGUCAGGCAAAGACAAGGCAGCCUUCGUCUUCAGAAAGAGGUGAAAUGGAAGGGGAAUAUGUUGUAAUACAUCGACGUCCUUCUGGCUAUGUCCCAUCAUCUCUGGAAGAAUUUAACCAAAUCUCUAAUGGUUCUCCCGCGUCCCCUCUCCUAGAAAGCAUGUCUCAAAAUACCUCACAUCGUGGACCUGAUCGGUACUCCCGACUUCCACGACGCAAUAACUAUCGUCCACAGAGAAGACUUCUGAAUGAAUAUGUUGAUGAUGUGUUUGAGUCUGAUAAUAGUGAUGGGUCAAGAUCAUCUGUGAUUAGGGGUCACCUACAGACAAUUCCAGAGACACCUGAUGGGGAUGUCUAGGUCUCUGAAAUAUCAAAAACUGUAUGAUGAGAAAUCCGACUGCAAGUCAAGAUCUCUAGAAUGUUUGGUUGUGAGGUGGACAGCAAUACAGCAGUGUAUAUAUAUUUAAAUGCGAUGUAAAAAGUGUGUAUAUAAUGAUUUUGUAUACUAUGUGUUAAAAUGAGAUAAUUACGUUUUUAUAUGUCUGAAAGAUGCCAUGGUUGUAUAGGAAAGUGUUAAUGUGUAAUUGCAUGUAUAUUCGACAUAUUAUUUAUUGUUGGGAUAAUUAGCAUACAUGUGCAGCAUUACUGAGACCUAAAGAUUGUGAGAAGUUUUUAGAGCAAAUUACUUAAAGUAGACUUUACAAAACUAUGAAAUUAUGAUACUUUUUACUUGUAAUUUAGGUCAAUGUAAACAUUUGCAUUUUUUUUUUUUUUUUUUUAGUUUAGUA